AUGUCAUCUUCUUCUGAGAGUGGAGUGUCCGACACGAUAGACCCUAUGGCCAUUGUCUCAGAUGACGAGAUAGCCACAGACCCAGAGGGUUUUACAUCAGAUACCAUGAGCGACGACGACGAUGACUUUCAACCCUUCACCUUACCAGAUUUUAGAGAUGACACACCUAUAGCUGAUGGUUUUCAUGAUGGGGAUCUACCUCUUGCCCAGAUCCCUACUCCUUUUCCUCUGGCUGCAUUUUCUUUGGAGGAUUUGCCUCUUGAUCAUAUGUCCGACGACGACAUCGAUCUCUAUAUCGAGGGUCCCCCUGAGGAUGCCCAGGAUGGCGGGGCUCCGGUUGAUGAUGAUGUUGCUAUUCCCCUUGUUGAGAUUCCGGUCGAUGAUGACAUUGUUGUCCCUGUUGAUGAGAUUCCAGUUGUCGACGCCAUUGUUUUUCCACCUGUCGAGGUUCCUGUUGUGGAGGUUUUAUCUGACCUGUCUGGUCCUGACUCGUUUGUGUCUGUAUCAUCCGCUACUUUACACGCACGGGGCGUGCAGCAUUACCCCACUGACACUGAUUCCGACAUGGCAAUUUCUGCUGCACCCAUUUUUCCACAUGACUUUGACCCAGAUCAUGAGAUUGAGUUUGUACCUGAUGAGCACCCUUUUGAGGCACCUGUCAUUCCUGACGAUCAACUCUUCGAUAUACCCGCUGAUCAUGAGCUUGCUCCAGCUGACCCAGAGCCUGAGAUUGCACCAGAGCCUAUACUUGCUCACGACCCUUUACCUGUGCAUGACCCUAUCCCUGUUGACAUACCAGUUGUUGCGCCACCCUUUCCUGACCCGAUCCCUGUACUUGUUAACCGUGCUCCAUUUGCUACCCAUGUGGACCCCAGAUAUGCUCACACCCGCAAUGGGUGGAUGGAGGACGACGACGACUAUCCUCCUUUUGUCAGACCAGUUACUCCCCCACCUGCAUCUACCCAGGCGCCCAUUGAUGUCAUCCAGUUUCACCCACACUUGUCAGAUGCGCACCGCACAUAUUUUCCAGUCACAUUUCUUCAGGAUAUCCCUCCUCCCCGUCCCGGGGAAGGACCUUCGAGUCAGCAGGCCAUUCACGUACCUUUUGUGUCAGCAGCCGACCAUUUCAUGCCACAGUUCACACACGCUGCUCCUUCUUCUGCACCCACGGGCGAGCCAUUUAUGUGGUUUCCGCCCAACGUGAUGCCUAUAUCUGAUCCAUACCAUCCCUUCCACAUUGGAUACUCGAGGGACGGUCUGCUUUUAUCCUUGCAGCUCCAGCAGGAUAUGUUGAGUCGUAGAGUCACUGAGCUGGAGAGGAUCCCGCGUCCUCCACCUGGUGCUGGUCCAUCACAGUUUGCUGCUCCACUUGCUCCACUAUUUCCUUACCCGGAUUUCGACAUCCGAUUUCUUACUAUGGAGCAGCAGAUUUGCUGUUUGUUGCAGCUUGUUCAUACUCUCGAUGAGGAGUUAGCGCGUAUGUGCCAUUUUCUUUUCAUUCCUCCACCUCCUCCUCCCCCAUCAGCUUAG
Messenger RNA from Helianthus annuus (common sunflower), 1530 nucleotides. Its product is annotated as calphotin-like. NCBI's taxonomy places the organism in Eukaryota, Viridiplantae, Streptophyta, Magnoliopsida, Asterales, Asteraceae. The record is from RefSeq and is a predicted model, not a curated record. The transcript has a single exon. Bases 1 to 1530 code for a protein of 509 amino acids.